Messenger RNA from Lachancea lanzarotensis, 711 nucleotides. RefSeq names its product LALA0S02e02366g1_1. Gene Ontology annotation, cellular component: endoplasmic reticulum. Gene Ontology annotation, biological process: peptidyl-proline hydroxylation to 4-hydroxy-L-proline. Lineage: Eukaryota; Fungi; Ascomycota; Saccharomycetes; Saccharomycetales; Saccharomycetaceae. Gene Ontology annotation, molecular function: procollagen-proline 4-dioxygenase activity; iron ion binding; L-ascorbic acid binding. The coding region runs from base 1 to 711 and encodes 236 amino acids. The transcript has a single exon. The record is from RefSeq and is a predicted model, not a curated record.
AUGGCCAAGAAAAUCGCCACGAAAGACAAGGGAUCAUCGCUUGGGGCCACAGGAACCAGUAAAUUUAGAUUUCCAGAUGCCGUUUAUAACCUGAAUUCGAAUUCGAAGAAAUUCGAGUAUCUGCCGUUGCCAGAGCGUCUCCUGAACGAUAAAGUGAUAGUGAUCAACAAGUUCUUAUCUGAGUCUGUGACGCUGCAGCUUUGCCUCUCCCUUUCGCAACCUGGUAUCAUGGAGCUUUUCCGUCAACGAGGAACGAGGGAAUACGCCGAACGAGUCAACGAACGCUUUUCCACCGAUGAUCCUAAGAUAGCACAGAUUCUGUGGGAAAGACUCAAAAAAUGUCUGUUACAGGAUGAGUAUAUAUCAAAUGAGCUUGGAUUUGCAGAUGCCAUUGGACUCAAUCCACAGAUUCGAGCUUAUCGCUACAAGAAAGGUCACAAAUUUGCCAAACAUUAUGAUUCCUCCGCUACAGUGCCCGGCCAAGGCUCAACCCGCUGGACUUUGCUAAUCUACUUGACUGGUGGUGAACAGUUAGUUGGUGGGGAUACAAUUUUUUAUUCAUCGCAUCGAGAUGAAGCUACUGGUGUGCAUCCAGAGGUGGGAUUAGCCCUUUUGCACAAACACGGCGACGAUUGUCUUUUACAUGAGGCUCAAGAAGUCUACAAUGGUGUCAAGUUUGUGUUGAGGAGUGAUGUGCUGUUCAAAGACUAG